AUGCUUCCAGACGAUGUAGGUAUUGAUCAUCCUGAUCCCCUCUGUGAGCCACAAGCAAUUCGAGACACAAAGCCAGAGCCCUUCUCUGCGAAGGACCAGAUACGUAUUCCUUUGCGAAUAGUUCAAGGCGGCAUGCUGUCCUCCCCGCAACUGGAGGCUGUUGCCUUGGCAUCCCGGCGCUUCCAACAGCGGUUGCCCUCAGAUGCUCGCUGCGGCUUUCUUCUGGGAGACGGCACCGGCUGCGGCAAAGGUCGCUGCAUUGCUGCCCUGAUCCUGGAUCAGUGGAAUGCUGGUAAUCGCCGGCAUGUGUGGAUUUCAGCCACGGCUGACCUUUAUCAAGAUGCAAUACGGGAUCUACAGGAUCUGAAGACCGGGAUUCCAGUAUGUAACUUGGCAAGGGUCAAGUCGCGUGGAAAGCUGGACGCGGCGCACAGCGCAGAUCCAGAGCUGGCAAAGCUGGGAAAGGCCAAGGAUGGCGUCUUAUUCCUAACCUACGCCUUGCUCGUCUCAUCAGGAGGGACUUCCAAGGGCGCGUCCCACAUCUCCCGCUUUCAUCAACUCCUGGGAUGGCUGUGCCACCGCCAGGAAACAGGAAGCGGGCUGAUUGUUUUGGACGAAGCCCACAAGGCCAAGAAUUUGGAUGCUGGCACUCGCUGCGCAGCUUUGGUCGAGGAGCUCCAGGCUUCCUGUCCGAAUUGCCCGGUGCUAUACGCAACAGCUACAGGCGCCACGGAAGUCUCGCACAUGCAGUACAUGGUUGUUGAGAGGGGCGGGGUGACAGCCAUGGAGCUGGUGGCGGUUCAGCUGCGGCUGCUGGGCGCAAUUUCCUGCCGAUCCCUGUCCUACAGCGGCACCAAGUUCGAGCUCUGCACAGCUGCGCUAAGCACUGCAGAAAUCGAGCAGUACGAUGCCGCGGUCGAUCUGUGGUACGAUCUCCGACAACACAUGGAGCUUCUCGAGGACAUGGACAUGUUUGGCACCCAAAACCUCAGAAGAAUGAUCGAAUCUCAAUUCUGGGCAGCCCAACAACGCUUCUUCAAAGGCCUGCUUGUGGCAGCCAAAGUGUCCAAGGCUGUUGAACUUGCACAUGAGGCACGUCAAGCAGGGGAAGCAGUUGUUCUCUCUUUGUGGACGACGAACGAAGCAGCCAUAAACAGGCAUCAGGGCAACGGUGAUUCUUUCGCUUCCGGGCCAGAGCUUACAUUCGAGCAGUUUGUGCAGCACCUUCCCACGAGCAAGGGCGGUCAGGACAUGUCUUGGGCGGUGGAGGCAGUAGCUGGCCUGGUUCAUCGGCUGAAGCAGCUCAACCUGCCGCCAAAUCCCUUGGAUGAGUUGAUCGCCCGGCUCGGCGGGCCUUCUCGGGUUGCUGAGAUGUCCGGCCGAUCGCAGAGAAGCUACAAGGACCCAGCCACUGGGGAGGUAAAGCGCCAGCCACGCCAGGCAGCUGCAACCCGGACACGCACGCAGGGCACAGCGGGCUUGGAGUCCGUAAACGUUGCGGAACAACGUGCCUUCCAGACGGGCAAAAAGCUUUUCGCGAUAAUUACAGAAGCUGCGUCGGCUGGCAUUUCACUUCAUUGCGACCGACGCGAAGUGCGCAAAGGAGCGCCGCCUCCAAGAACCAGACGCAUGAUUUGCCUAGAGCUGCCCUGGGCUGCUGACAAGGCUGUGCAGCAGCUGGGACGCGUUCACCGCUCCAACCAGCUGCACCCUCCCAAGUUCACCUGUGUUGUCACUGACUUGGCUGGGGAAGCGCGCUUCGUGUCUGCAGUUGCCAAGCGCCUGGAGACCGCCGUGCAGGCGCGUCGGUUGUUUGACCUCAUGCCAGUGGCUGCUGGAAACCAGCAAGGUUUUGGAGGGGGCGGUGACUCUUUUGGCUUUGGCCGCCUGGACUUGAUGAGCAGCAAGUACGGCGCAGCGGGCUUGAGCAAGGCCGUAGCAAGCGUUUCACAGAUGACACCUCACAUCCAGAGGUCUCCACCCCCAUUGUCCCUUUCCAAAGCAUUCUGGAAGGAGGGUUUCUUCGAGCUCUUGUCAGCGCACGUGGCCAAACUGGAGGAUGCGGAUCGAAGAGAUGGCCUUCUUGACAAUGGAGUCGUGUGCCCCACCUGCAUCCUGCCCAGCUCCCAGAAGUGUGUGGGGCUUGAGUUGCGCCAUUUGCGCCUGGAGCGUGGCAUAAGCUUUGAGAUGGCCGAGCGAAUGCUUCGGCAAGCACCCAAGGACGAGGAGCGCGCACAAGGUUUCUAUCUCCGUCCCUUGGAGACUGCCGCGUCUGAAGCCUUGCUGGUGCUUCGCCGAAGGGUCACUCGAGAUGGCGGUGCUUGCUACACGUUGAUCUACCCGCACGACAGUCCCAAGAAUCAGAUGGAUGGCAACACUUGCACACUGAAGCGGCUCAGAUCCAGUGCCCUGCUCGCUGUCACGGCUGAUGAAGCGCGAGAAGCUUGGGAGCGGCAACACACGGACUCAGCCACACAGUGCAUCCACCGUCAACGCAAGCAUCAUUGUGGAAACAGUGAGUGCAGAGCAGGAUUGCGAAACCUCAUUGAAACCAUGCUCACCGGACAGAUCCUGGUACACUGGGAUUUUCUUUGCUCUCUGCUUGGCGAGAAGGGAACAUCUUUGAUGAGAUGUGAGCUGAUGAGUGGUGCAGUGCUCAUUGGUCUCAUGAUCCCCCGGGCUAGUUUGGCCAUGGUCCGGCGCACAUUGGAGGAGCGUGCCCAGGUUUCCGAGCUUCCUCAGCCGGAGAUGCGGGGCCGCGAAAAGCUGGAGCCCAAGAUUCAAACGAUGUCCGUGGACCUCAGUGAAGCGUGUUCGGACUCCGAGGAGUUACAGAUAAUGGAGGAGGUGGUGAACGUCCCAGGUCAUCAGAUUGAUGAUAGCUACCGUCCUGCCAAACGACCUCGCCAUGUCAUCGUGCCCAGCGAUGACGAGCCUGCAGACUAG
Messenger RNA from Symbiodinium pilosum, 2946 nucleotides. The record is from the annotation of a GenBank genome assembly. Lineage: Eukaryota; Dinophyceae; Suessiales; Symbiodiniaceae.